AUGGAACUACCAGAUACGCUGAAAAAUAAUUUACGUAUAAUAAAAACAUCAUUAAGUGAUGAACUAUUUGAUAAAUUAUUGUCGGAUUGCAAUAAUAUGUUAAUGAAUGUCAUUAUUGACAAUCCAAAAGAUAAAAUGACUAUUUACUCCGAUUACAUUAGUAUUAUCAAAGAAGCUGCGAGAAAUAACUAUGAUCCCGAAAAUUUGUCAGAUUAUUUGCAAACAACUGGAAUAUUCAAUGACACACAGAUACAAAAAUUAUGCCAGGUUUAUUAUAAACAAAUAAAAACUCCUAUGGUACUGCAUUUGAGUAGUAUUGGAGACAGUCAUCCGUGUAUUGUUGAUAUUAGUUGGCGAUUAGACUAUUGUUUGAAGACAAGCAACAAUAGUUAUAUGAAUAAUUGCAUAUAUCACAUUAAAUUAACGACCAAAAGAGGCGGCACGAUAAGUGAUGUUGAUUUUACGUGUACAAUUGAAGGAUUACAUGAGUUAGUUUACAAAAUAAAAGACAUUGUAAGGCACAUGGAGAAAUUAGUGCAACGUAAUUGUGGAGAUAAGGCCUUAAAAUAA
Molecule: messenger RNA, 570 nt
Organism: Cotesia congregata
Lineage: Eukaryota; Metazoa; Arthropoda; Insecta; Hymenoptera; Braconidae
Source: the annotation of a GenBank genome assembly